GUUUGACAGCAGAUUUUCCAUUUUCUAAAAACGCCUACUCGGAUAUGGAUUAGGAAAUAGAAACAGCUCUAUCUGACUAUCUCCUAUAUAUAUAGAGAUAAGUUUACAUUUUUACUCAACAAAAAAUACAAACACAGAAGAGAGAUUAACAAGUUUAUGAUAAUGCAUACGACGAACAAGUAUCCGAUAAAACUCCCCAACGAUUGCUCGCAGAAAGAGUUUAAGCGAGCGUUGGAGUUCGUGAAGAAAGUAAAAGAGAUUGAUGAAAAAGGAAACCACAGAGGAAUCUUCCUUCGAUAUACUACUGCAAUGAAGCUUUACUAUUCUGGAUCUUUGAGCGAAGUCGAUCUCAAAAACAGAAUCACGACUAUUUUCAAGAACUGCGACGUUUUGCUCGAUGCCUUUGAUCGAUUUCUGGAAGAUUCGAAUUCCAGUUCUCGUCAAAAGGAAGUUUUUGUUGAUCCAAAGAAUGUUAAACGAAUAAAGGAGUUCUUAAAGUCGUUGAGAAGAGACUGCGAGGAAUUAUGUGGAGUGCUUAUAGAGGCUUUCGUGAGGUUCAAGGAACAUAACGAUGUGCAGAUUUUAAAAGAUGAUGUUGACCUAAUGUUACGAGAUUAUCCUCGUCUAAAAGAGGAGUUUAGGAUGAUCCUACUCGACCACGGUUUAAUACAAGAUGAGAAACGAGAUGAGAUGACGCGUGGGGAAGAGGACGAGCUGUUCAAAGAUGAUAUGUACUUUCAUGCCAUAGAAUCGGCCAUUAAGUUUGCGGUGGCGGAGGAUAAUGAGAAGCCGGAGGUGGGUGUUUAUGGAGCCAUUAGACGGUUUUACAAACAACGACGCAGAAAGUUGCCACGAGGAAUCAUGAAAGAUCCGAAACUUGGAGUUAGAAGAAUUUUACCAAAUUUGCAGAGGAAGUACAACGAGUUGCUCAAGAACAGAACAAAGUCGCUUGAGAAAGUGCGAAAAGUGAAUGAAUCAUUGGUUGUUUUUGAUUGGGUACGGUAGAAUGUUGUGUUUUUUUUUUGUUAAGGGAAGUAUUUGGUUUGUUAGGGUUAAUUAGGAUAUUGUGUCUACUAUUCUAUUUAGAUUGAUAUUUGGCUUUUGAAACUUGAUUAACAUAAUGAUAACUUAUAAACCACAUGUUC
This is a messenger RNA of Arabidopsis thaliana (thale cress), 1145 nucleotides long. Its product is annotated as Paired amphipathic helix (PAH2) superfamily protein. Bases 157 to 1005 code for a protein of 282 amino acids. Gene Ontology annotation, biological process: regulation of DNA-templated transcription. NCBI's taxonomy places the organism in Eukaryota, Viridiplantae, Streptophyta, Magnoliopsida, Brassicales, Brassicaceae. The record is from RefSeq and is marked reviewed. Gene Ontology annotation, cellular component: nucleus. The transcript has a single exon.